AUGAGAGACUGGCUGACGUUUUGCGGUUAUAUUGUCGGCCUCGAAGCGGAAAGACCCCCUAACGAACGACGCCACCCCAAGAACUUCUUGCCAGAUGCCCUUUUGCCCCAGUAUCAGAACCUUGAACACCUGAGAAGCAUGCUAGUGGACUGGAACGGAUCGCACUUGGUAGCCCGGGACAGUGCCGGGAACAUCUCGAACAUCGGCGCCAAAUUCUUGUACGAACUGUUAUUCGACAACAAUAUGCAAUUGAUGUCUGCGUCGAAUCUAGCAAGGCAUAUUUUCAAGAGGUGGUGCCGUAUGUCCAACCUGGAAAUCUUCAGCCCCCUUUUCAGUGCUAACACAGCUGCAGUUGUUGCUCAUAGCGCCGCCUCCUUGGCAAAGGAACCAUUCUCUGUCAAGGCGCGGUACUGGAAGAUUCCCAAAGACGUCAUUUUGGUCGACAGAGUGGUGCUGGUGUAUGACAUGGUGCCUGGAUUGUGGUUGUGGGACGUCCACAGUACAAUUCUGGACGAUGACAAACUCUCUGAGGGCCUGAAAAAGGUUUUGAAACUUUUCUGCGAUGUCAACCACAGGAGUCAAGUCAGGGACCUUUGGCGGGAAUUCAUGGCUUUAGUUCUUAAAGCACAUGCAGCCCCCCCUGACACCGCGCAGCCCAUAACAGCCCGACUCCUACGCCCCGACGACAACCUGCAGCAUAUGGUACUACUUGGUUCUCAUCCUCAAGGCUACUACAACACGUACAUUCGGAGAGAUCAUCUGGCAUCGUUAAUUUCGAAUGGUUAUACAUGGGGUAAGGGCCGUCUAUUUCCCGAGCGUUUAUCGCUUAAUCAAAUCGUGCCUUUGCCUAAAGGCCAAAGACUAACACAAGCGAAUGACUUUCAAUGUACGACAACGACGAUUUCCAACACAAACAUCAAGAUUGCAGGCAACUGGCCCAGGAUACGAACUCAGAAUGCUGUCAUGGAGAAUGUUAGUGCGAACGAGAUCGCCUCUAACAUAUGGCGCAAUGACCCUACAUUGGGUCCACGGUCAGCCGAGUGGCUUCAUCGCUCUGCUUACUCAUUUGGAGGCAGCGGCAACCCAGACUCGGCACAAGAGCCGGAAAACCUGGUCUUUGGGACAUUUGAGGCAAACACCGAGAUGCUCAGAUUCGAGUCGUAUCUGAAGCGAAUCGCCGACGAGGGUGGAACGAAGGUGAUCCUGGAAACUGAAGUGAAACGGGACAACAGCCGACUCGGCGGUGACAAAUAUGUACGAUGGCUCACGCCGCAACUCUUUUACCGGUGGUACCUUGACCUCAACCAGAUCUGCGGCUUCCAGGCCCUGAAUAACGCGCAGGAUGUAGCACGGGCAGUCAGCAGAGACAAGACUUUCAACCUCUUCUCUCGGGGCCACCCCAUGCUGUUCGAGGUGGAGGUCGAUGAGACUUUUGAUGGGAUGCUGGCAACCGCAUCAGAAGAUAUCAAAAUCUUAGUGGCCCUGUUUCUCUUCUCUCAGUCCGGGCUGGCGGCUGCUUACACCAUCAACACCAUGAUACCGAGCCGACUCUAG
Messenger RNA from Podospora anserina S mat+, 1554 nucleotides. RefSeq lists its product as uncharacterized. The coding region runs from base 1 to 1554 and encodes 517 amino acids. Lineage: Eukaryota; Fungi; Ascomycota; Sordariomycetes; Sordariales; Podosporaceae. The record is from RefSeq and is a predicted model, not a curated record. The transcript is spliced from 4 exons.